Molecule: messenger RNA, 711 nt
Organism: Penicillium manginii
Lineage: Eukaryota; Fungi; Ascomycota; Eurotiomycetes; Eurotiales; Aspergillaceae
Product: ubiquitin carboxyl-terminal hydrolase
Exons: 2
Coding region: 1-711 (236 amino acids)
Biological process (GO): protein deubiquitination; ubiquitin-dependent protein catabolic process
Cellular component (GO): cytoplasm
Molecular function (GO): cysteine-type deubiquitinase activity
Source: RefSeq, a predicted model, not a curated record
AUGGCCGAUAACCCAGAUGUCCCAAAUACCCAAAAGGCCUUUGUGCCCCUCGAAAACAACCCAGAAGUGAUGUCCCACCUAGUCCACCAACUAGGCCUCCCCCAAACAAUCGGCUUCACAGACGUCUUCUCCAUCGACGAGCCAGACCUCCUAGCCUUCGUCCCCCGCCCCUCCAACGCCCUCCUUCUCGUCUUCCCCGUCUCAGCCACUUACGAGCGUUCCCGCACAACAGAAGACAGCUCCCUCCCCGAAUACACGGGUUCCGGUCCCGCAGAGCCAGUAACAUGGUUCAAACAAACAAUUCGUAACGCCUGCGGCCUGAUCGGCCUCUUACACGCCGUCUCUAACGGGGAGAGCAAGAAACACAUCACGCCUGGCUCAGACCUGGACCAGCUCCUCCGUGACGCGCAGAACCUGGCGCCAGCCCAGCGUGCGGAUCUUCUAUACGAGAGUAAGGCACUGGAGAGCGCCCACGCGGAUGCGGCUAGGUUGGGCGAUACUGCGGCGCCGGAGGCGGAAGAUAGUGUUGACUUGCACUUUGUUGCGUUUGUUAGGGGGGAUGAUGGGACUUUGUGGGAGCUUGAUGGGCGGCGGAAGGGUCCGCUUGCGAGGGGGAAAUUGGCGGAUGAUGAGGAUGCGUUGAGUGAGGCUGCGCUGGCGUUGGGAGUGCGUCGAUUCUUAAGCACUGAGGCUGAGGGGGGGCAAUCCUGA